ACGUGAUCCUGCCUGACCUGGUGUCGCCGCCUCCUUCAACAUAAACUGCGAUUGUGCGUCGAUCCAAAGGUCCGAGAAGAUCACAGAGCCACAAAUGUCGGCUUGUUUGUUCGCGUUUGCAGGGACGAUGUCAACUAUGUUUGGCUGUAAGAUGUGGCGUUCUCUGUGGUACGUGGCCUUGCUGCUGGCCGCCUUGCUCAUCGCUCUGCUCUACUACACCCCUUCUUUCCGAUGUCUGACCCGAGAGCUCUCAGAACCCAUCACAAACCCUGGACUCCGUGCCGUCUUGGUGCUCAUCUGGCUCUGGCCCUUUAACCAGACCUUCGAGCUCGACCUCUGCAGCUCCCUCUUCAACAUCCAUGGCUGCGUCUUAACGGCCGACCGGGAUUUUGUUGAGAAAGCCGACGGCGUCCUGAUCCAUCACAGGGACAUCGCUUGGGAUGCGUCGAAUCUCCCGCGGGUUCUUCGUCCUACUCAUCAGAAGUGGAUCUGGAUGAAUUCAGAGUCACCGUCCAACACAGAUCGGAUCCCCGGCCUCGACGACCUGUUUAACGUCUCGCUCAGUUACCGCAAAGACUCUGACAUAAGCGUGCCUUACGGCUCUCUCGUUCCGGUUGACGAUGGAUUUGAAGACUUUGUGGACAUUCUACCUUCUGAAAAGGACAAGCUAGUGUGCUGGAUCGUUAGCAACUACAAGCCGGAACACAGGAGAGUUCAGUACUACGAGCAGCUCAGCAAGUACGUCAAGGUUCACGUCUUCGGCGACUUUUUCGAGAAGCACGUUUCUGAGCAGGAAUACAAAGACAUUAUCUCUGGCUGCAAGUUUUACUUGUCCUUCGAGAACUCCGCACACACGGACUACAUCACCGAGAAGCUGUUCAACGCCCUGGAUCUGGGCGCCGUCCCCGUCGUCUUUGGGCCGUCCAGAAAGAACUACGAGCGCUUCGUCCCUGGUGAUGCCUUCAUCCACGUGGACGACUUCCCUUCCAUGAGGGCGCUGUCUAAGCACCUCUUCCUUUUACACAGGAACCAAGCCUUGUAUGCGAGGUACUUCAGGUGGAGGAGACGUUUUCGUGUAAAGAAGACUUACUUCCCGGUGGAAAACGCCUGUCGGUCCUGUGAGUACAUCCGACAGAACAGGCAAUACCAGGUUCUUACAAAUCUGUAUCGGUGGUACUGGGAUACGAGCCAAGAACUUGACCUGCCUCCGUCCUUCUACUAACCUGAACACAGCUUUCAGCUUCAUGUUAUUUCUUUUUCUUUUUUCCCUCAGAUUCCUCAGGUAACUCAUAUAUUUAAACAUAAAUCCUGCUUGUGUAUGUUUUAUGAAUUAAUUAUUUCCCCCCAAGGUCUUUCAUCACUGAUCCUGAAAGCUGUCUUCAAUUAUCUCAGUUAUUUAAUUGAAUGUUUCCAAAGCAACACGCUUCGGUCUCUUUCAGCUUGUGAGAAAUGUUCAUGCAUAGCGACUGUUCCUGCUGAAGAAAAGAAGCUCGGUUCUGACGCGGAUUGUUUUCUAGCUUCUGUGAUCAUAAAGUGCUUUAAAAAAAAAAGCCCCCAUUGGAAAAAAAAUUGAAAUAAAUAAAUGCAAAUAAAGCAAUGGCUUUGAGAUUG
This is a messenger RNA of Tachysurus vachellii, 1611 nucleotides long. Its product is annotated as 4-galactosyl-N-acetylglucosaminide 3-alpha-L-fucosyltransferase 9-like. Gene Ontology annotation, cellular component: membrane. The record is from RefSeq and is a predicted model, not a curated record. The coding region runs from base 95 to 1222 and encodes 375 amino acids. The transcript has a single exon. Lineage: Eukaryota; Metazoa; Chordata; Actinopteri; Siluriformes; Bagridae. Gene Ontology annotation, molecular function: alpha-(1->3)-fucosyltransferase activity.